This is a messenger RNA of Prorocentrum cordatum, 1483 nucleotides long. NCBI's taxonomy places the organism in Eukaryota, Dinophyceae, Prorocentrales, Prorocentraceae. The record is from the annotation of a GenBank genome assembly.
GCUGCGCGAGAUUGCGACUGCGUCGCUCAUCGAGGCGACGGCGCAGGCCAGGAUGGAGAGAGCAGCGGAGUCGAGAGCGGCCCUGGUGCUGGAGGACUUGAAGCUCGAGAUCGGCGAUCUUGUGAACUUCUGCAAACCCGGCAAGGCCCCGAAGGGCGCGCCGACGUGGAAGGGCCCAGCAAAGGUGGUGUCAGCGGCCGCGCCAGAGUCGGGCUCGCUGACACUCCAGUGGCAGGGUCGAGACAUGACGAUCAAGGCCACUGCCAUCAGAAGGGCGAUUUUGAUCACCUACGCCGCGUCGUUCGUGUCGAAGGAAAGCGAUCCAGCUCGGGUGCCCCUCGACUUUGCGCGCGAUAUCGGCGGGGGCUUCGAGCGCCCAGGCUGGGCGAGUGCCUCAGAAUGCGAGUCGUUGACGAAGGUGUCUCAGAAAGGCCCCAGAGUGGUGGCGGCCAUGCUGCAGGUAGCCUCGUACGGCUUGCAUCUCAAUGGGGCUGUGGCGGCACGAGUUGACAGAAAGGUGCCGACGCUGCCUGGGCUGCGCGACUUCGAGUUCCGCGCGACGCGCCGGUGGAUGCCGAGGAGACAAGGCAAGGACGACACGGGCGUGGAAGCGGAGUCUAACGAGGAGGCAGAUGAGGAGGACAGUCUCGAGAAGCUAUACUCGGUCGAGGCACUCUGGUCGAUACCGAAAGAAGGCAAGGAAAUACCCAAUGAGAACGAUGUCCUGGAAUUGGUGAGGUAUCUGACGGAGGAGCCGGACACCUCGGCCAUCGACAGGAGUGACGUGAUCACGGACUACGAUGUCAUGGAGGCCUGGAUGACUCAGGACGACAACUACGGCAAGCUGACUACGGAGAUUGCGGAGUCUCUGCAGCCCGAGAAGGUUAUGCAUAUUGUUUUCGCAGCAGGGGCAUGGAAGAUGCUAAACGAACCCUACGUCGCGGGAGAUCCCAGACACGACGACGAUGUGGUGAUUCUCACCUUUUACGGGAACGGUGCCGCGAAGGCAAAGAUGGAGCGCGACGACAACAUCCUGACGCCGGUCGAAAAGAUAGAACACCGAGAAGCAUUACGAGCCGGGCGUCUCAAGGUGUUGCGCCACUGGGCAGGUUUCAAGGCCAUGUCCAGGUUGGCAGCACGCGGGUUGAAGGACCGUCAUAAGGACGAAGCUGAGGCCUUCACGGCGACGGGCACCCGCUGGGGACAGCGAGCGGUGAAGAUUCGGGCGGCUCAACACCGGUGGAAGCUCUGCAAUGCGGACAUCUCCUCGGCACUUCUUCCGGGCAUGCCGUCUGAAGAGGUCUCGCAGUUACGGAACGAGCCUAUCAGAGAGACAUGUUUCGAGCUGCCCCACAGAUCGGAAGAAUUGCGAUGCGAGGUCGAGGGCUUCGAGCUCCUCGUCCUCGGUCUCAACGACGCUCCGAUCAAAUGUUGUUGUCGGUUGGUCUUCGAGCAACUCAUGUCGAUUCCCAACUUUGGCUGA